ACAGGUAUCGAACAGAAUGCAAUGAAAUGAAUAAGCAAGAUUUAUUUCGUGGUUUUUUUUAUUAGUGUUUAUCAUCUUCACCCAGCAGAUAGAUUACCUAAUCGAAAUCUACUCUUCGUGAUUUUCAUUUUACUGUUGUUCAAAAUGGACUUUUCUGAAUCAUCACCACAAGUUUUAUCCAUCCAAAGUCAUGUCGUGGCUGGUUAUGUCGGUAACAAAAGUGCCGUCUUUCCCCUAAAUGUUCUAGGCUUUGAAGUUCAUUCCAUUAAUUCUGUGGAGUUUUCGAAUCAUACUGGUUACGGAAAGUGGAAAGGUCAUGUGUUAAAUGCCAAAGAAUUAGCUGAAUUGAUGUCUGGAUUGCAGAUCAAUGACUUAGACAACUUCAGCCAUUUGUUGACAGGAUAUGUGGGUUCUGCAUCAUUCUUAGAACAAGUAUAUGAGAAUGUCAAACAGCUCAAAGAAAAGAAUCCUAAGCUUGUAUAUGUUUGUGAUCCUGUCAUGGGUGACAAUGGUCAAAUGUAUGUUCCUAAAGAACUUCUCGAAAUUUAUCGUGAUAAACUAAUUCCAUUAGCAGAUAUAAUCACACCAAAUCAGUUUGAAGUUGAACUUCUAACUGGAAAGACUAUUACCAAUGAAGCUGAUGCUAUUGAAUGCAUGGAAAUGUUACAUCAAAUGGGAGUUAAAGUUGUGAUUAUCUCAAGCUCAGUACUUGGUCCCAAUGGAACUCUAACAGCUUUUGGAAGCACUAAAGGAGCAGAUUCCACUGAAGUUUGGAAGCUGGACAUUCCACGCCUACCUCAUCUAUUUACUGGAACUGGAGAUUUAUUUAGUGCUUUGCUUCUAGCCUGGUUACAUAUCAGCGGCGGAAAUUUAUCGCUAGCCAUGGCCAACAGUCUCGGCAGUUUGCAAGGUGUCUUGCAUCGAACGUCAGCUUAUGCCGAAGAGCAGGUCAAACAAGGGAAACCCUACGGUCCCAAAUUACUGGAACUUCGACUGAUUCAAAGUAAAGAAGACAUCGAAAAACCACCCCAAACCUUCAAAGCUAUCCGUCUGACAUGAGGGAAAACGACUGCUGUCAUCUUAGUGCACAAGUGAUGCAGCGACGAUGGGGAAAACACGAAGGAGGACCAAUAGCGACAAUAAUUUUGUCUAAGUCACAAUAUGUCAGGAGACAUGUAUAUGAUGUAGUAUUAUAUUAGUUCCGUAGACUAUGAAUGAAAAACUCGACAUAGAUAUUAUUUUACGUAGUGUUAUAUUUUUGCUGGAGCUGUCUUGUUUAUUGUCUGUCUUGUACAAUCUUGGCGUUGCUGUUUUCCAAGUAAAAAUAAUAAAUACAGUUGGAUAAAUACA
Molecule: messenger RNA, 1350 nt
Organism: Daphnia pulicaria
Lineage: Eukaryota; Metazoa; Arthropoda; Branchiopoda; Diplostraca; Daphniidae
Product: pyridoxal kinase-like
Exons: 7
Coding region: 145-1059 (304 amino acids)
Biological process (GO): pyridoxal 5'-phosphate salvage
Cellular component (GO): cytosol
Molecular function (GO): pyridoxal kinase activity
Source: RefSeq, a predicted model, not a curated record